Molecule: messenger RNA, 700 nt
Organism: Paecilomyces variotii
Lineage: Eukaryota; Fungi; Ascomycota; Eurotiomycetes; Eurotiales; Thermoascaceae
Exons: 4
Coding region: 310-465 (51 amino acids)
Cellular component (GO): mitochondrial inner membrane
Source: RefSeq, a predicted model, not a curated record
UCAUAACCUCCUACGAAGGUCCGGCCUGUACGAUAAAGAUCCGCCACUAAUGAAGUUAACCAAUAAUGCGUUCUAUAAUUGCACUGACUGGCACCCGCAGAUCUCAACAUGAGCGCUUGUAAUCCAUUUCGAAUAACCGUAGCAAGCCGACAUUAGACUAUCCGGUCAUCCAGUAGAUACAUCCGGUCACGUGAUUUGUAUUCGCCGGAUAGCGUCUAACCUCAAGUCCAGACAAAGUCCGGCACUGACUGAUCCUCCGAACAUCGCGAUCUUGCGUUAUCUCUCAGGUACAAUUGAUAGCCGACAGUCAUGGCUGGCAAGCACCCGAUCCACGUCCACCCCCCGCGACCUUUCUAUCGCUUUGCCGCGACCGCGCUAGGAGCGAGCAUGUGGUUCUUCUUGUUCUACCGAGCUAAGCAGGACGGCCCUGCAUUGAUGGGUUGGAAGCACCCGUGGGAUCACUGAUGGGCUACGACUGCAUUCGAGAGCGUCCCAGUGAAAUUACAUGCGAGCAGAAGAAGUGCAGGAGAAUCUUUUCAUGGCCGUCCUGUAUAUUUAUUACUACAAUCGAUUUGUCUCCGGCUUAUGAGGCCCUAUUCCCCGAAGAUCGAGGCACAUAGAUAUUGUCAAACACCACAUAAAACAUGAAAGCGCAAUAUCUAUUCUUCUGAUGACGACAAUAUCUUACAUAUAGCACAAA